Molecule: messenger RNA, 1617 nt
Organism: Penicillium pulvis
Lineage: Eukaryota; Fungi; Ascomycota; Eurotiomycetes; Eurotiales; Aspergillaceae
Product: isocitrate lyase 1
Exons: 3
Coding region: 1-1617 (538 amino acids)
Biological process (GO): carboxylic acid metabolic process
Molecular function (GO): isocitrate lyase activity
Source: RefSeq, a predicted model, not a curated record
AUGGGUCUACAUGAAGACGAAGAUAGCCAGUACGCGGCGGAGGUUCAAGCUGUCCAGAACUGGUGGAAGGAUGACCGGUGGCGCUUCACCAAGCGGCCCUUUACUGCCGAGCAGAUCGUGGCAAAGCGCGGAAACCUGAAGAUUGAAUACCCAUCCAAUGUGCAAGCUAAGAAGCUUUGGAGCACACUCGAAAACAACUGGAAGAACAAGCAGGCUAGCUUCACCUACGGCUGUCUGGAGCCGACUAUGAUCACCCAGAUGUGCAAGUUCCUCGAUACCAUCUAUGUCUCUGGCUGGCAAAGUUCCUCAACAGCCUCGUCGACCGAUGAGCCUUCUCCUGAUCUUGCAGAUUACCCUAUGGACACUGUUCCCCGCAAAGUCAACCAAUUGUUCCUCGCACAGCUCUUCCACGACCGGAAACAGCGUGAGGAGCGCCUCACAACCCCCAAGGAACAGCGAUCGAAUGUUGCCAAUGUGGACUACCUCCGUCCUAUCAUCGCCGAUGCCGAUACCGGUCACGGCGGUCUGACUGCCGUCAUGAAGUUGACAAAGCUGUUCGUUGAGCGCGGUGCCGCUGGCAUUCACAUUGAGGACCAGGCUCCUGGCACCAAGAAGUGCGGCCACAUGGCUGGUAAGGUCCUGGUUCCCAUUAGCGAGCACAUCAACCGUCUCGUCGCCAUCCGUGCCCAGGCCGAUAUUAUGGGCUCCGAUCUCCUGGCUAUUGCCCGUACCGACUCCGAGGCUGCCACCCUCAUCACCUCCACCAUUGACCACCGUGACCACGGCUUCAUUGUCGGCGCCACAAACCCCAACAUCCAGCCCUUGAACGACCUGAUGGUCGCUGCUGAGCAGGCCGGCAAGAACGGAGCCGCUCUCCAGGCCAUCGAGGACCAAUGGACCGCACAGGCCGGUCUCAAGCUCUUCAACAACGCCGUCGUCGACACCAUCAAGGCCAGCUCUGCCGGUAACAAGCAGGGCCUUAUUGAGCAGUACCUCAAGGCUGCCAAGGGCAAGAGCAACACCGAAGCCCGCGCCAUCGCCAAGGACAUUACCGGCGUCGACAUCUACUUCAACUGGGAGGCACCACGCACCCGUGAGGGAUUCUACCGCUACCAGGGUGGCACCCAGUGUGCCGUCAACCGUGCCAUCGCCUAUGCGCCCUUCGCCGACUUGAUCUGGAUGGAGAGCAAACUGCCGGACUACAAGCAGGCUAAGGAGUUCGCUGACGGCGUUCACGCUGUCUGGCCCGAGCAGAAGCUCGCAUACAACCUCUCCCCCUCUUUCAAUUGGAAGAAGGCCAUGCCCCGUGACGAGCAGGAGACCUACAUUAAGCGCCUCGGUGAGCUCGGCUACGCCUGGCAGUUCAUUACGCUGGCUGGUCUGCACACCACUGCGCUCAUCUCGCACCAGUUUGCCAAGGCGUAUGCGAAGAAUGGCAUGCGCGCUUAUGGCGAGCUGGUUCAGGAGCCUGAGAUGGAGGAGGGCGUUGACGUUGUUACCCACCAGAAGUGGAGUGGUGCCAACUAUGUGGAUAACUUGCUCAAGAUGGUUUCUGGUGGUGUAAGUAGCACUGCGGCCAUGGGUAAAGGUGUUACCGAGGAUCAGUUCAAGAACUAG